Dendrobium catenatum is the source of this 1313-nucleotide messenger RNA. Its product is annotated as equilibrative nucleotide transporter 3. The coding region runs from base 163 to 1053 and encodes 296 amino acids. Gene Ontology annotation, cellular component: plasma membrane. The record is from RefSeq and is a predicted model, not a curated record. The transcript has 8 exons. Lineage: Eukaryota; Viridiplantae; Streptophyta; Magnoliopsida; Asparagales; Orchidaceae. Gene Ontology annotation, molecular function: nucleoside transmembrane transporter activity. Gene Ontology annotation, biological process: nucleoside transmembrane transport.
ACUAUUCCAAUAACUUUGUCCUGUUGUGAAAGAAUUUGGAAGUUUUGUAGAUUGAUGUUUCUUAUUCAGUUAAAUGACAGGGAAUGUAUUUCAUUAAAAAGUUUUGUUGGUUUUCUUGUUGGGUUUCCUUUGAAAUUGAGGUGUAGGUGAAGCAAAGUCAUCAUGACUUUCCAAAUUGAGAGCGAGGAAGCAAUAAAAAAGAAGGGAAGAACUGUUGCCAUGGUUGUUUGUUGGUUCCUUGGAAAUGGUUCUCUAAUUGCAUGGAAUAGUAUGUUAACUAUUGAGGAUUAUUACGUUAAAGUGUUUCCGAGGUAUCACCCAACAAGAGUACUUACUAUUGUUUAUCAGCCUUUUGCCUUUGUUACUGUUGCAAUACUUGCAUAUAAUGAAGCAAAGCUCAAUACCAGAAAAAGGAACUUAUUUGGCUAUACCCUAUUCUUUAUAAGUACAGUGCUUGUGAUUAUUUUAGAUUUGGCAACCUCUGGAAGAGGAGGGAUAGGAACCUUCAUUGGGGUAUGUGUUCUUAGUGCAGCUUUUGGUAUUGCUGAUGCUCAUGUUCAAGGGGGCAUGGUUGGUGAUCUUGCUCUUAUGCAACCUGAGUUCAUUCAGUCUAUGUCCUUUAGCAAAGAUCAUCUCGUCAUCUGGGAUUCGUUGUCACUGUUACUCUUACUCUUAGGGGCUGUUUGGUAUGUUCUUGUGCUGAUUACAAUGUAUAAUGUGUUUGAUCUCAUUGGAAGAUACACACCUCUUAUAAAAUGUAUCUGUAUAGAAUCUCGAAAAGGCCUUAUGAUCGCCAUUCUUUCUCGUUUCUUAUUCAUUCCUGCAUUCUACUUCACUGCUAAAAAGGGAGGGCAAGGCUGGAUGAUCAUGCUAACAUCAGUGUUGGGGUUGACUAAUGGCCAUCUGACCGUUUGUGUUCUCACCACAGCACCCAAAGGCUAUAAGGGGCCAGAGGCAAAUGCUUUGGGAAAUUUGCUUGUUGCAUUUCUUCUUGGUGGCAUUUUUUCAGGAGUUACAUUGGAUUGGCUAUGGCUCAUUGGCAAAGGCUGGUGAUAUUAUUGAUCAGAUAAUGUAGUUUCAAUCAGAAACUACUCUGUAUCCUCAAAAUAAAGAGGAAUUAUCAUAUCAUUGUGUUUCUAUGAUAAAGAAUGGAGCUUUUAUUGUUCCCAAUUUAAAGAAAUGGAGAUGUGGAUGUGAAUGUAUUUCUUGUAUCAGAUUUCUCAGAUUACAAUCAAAAUGUGAUUAGUUUGUUAUACAAUACCACAUUUUAAGCUGCAGCUAUUAUUCAUUUUAGUAUUCUCAUUUCAAAAUUG